Messenger RNA from Cynoglossus semilaevis (tongue sole), 4335 nucleotides. RefSeq names its product homeodomain-interacting protein kinase 2-like. Gene Ontology annotation, biological process: peptidyl-serine phosphorylation; peptidyl-threonine phosphorylation. Lineage: Eukaryota; Metazoa; Chordata; Actinopteri; Pleuronectiformes; Cynoglossidae. The record is from RefSeq and is a predicted model, not a curated record. Gene Ontology annotation, molecular function: ATP binding; protein tyrosine kinase activity; protein serine/threonine kinase activity. Bases 2746 to 4335 code for a protein of 529 amino acids. The transcript has 4 exons. Gene Ontology annotation, cellular component: nucleus; cytoplasm.
ACAGUCUGGUCGUGUGUGAAGAAGUGUGGAGACAUCUCUACAGCUCUCCACCUUCAGCUCAGUCUCAUGUUCACAGUCAACCCUGAUUGGUCCAAACACAGAGACGAUCUAGAAUAUUCCGUCUCUGUCUUUUGUCCUGGUCACUCACUCACUGCUGCGCUGGGAUAAAAGUGUGAUUAUUUCCAUUAUUUCCGUCUGAAUGUGCUCCGUCCCUCCUCCUGUGGCCUGGUUUGGCACCUCCUCUGUCAAACACAUCAGUCUGAGCACAAAGGUGCUGCUGCUCCCGCCUCCUGGAGCCAACGUUCAGGAGAGUCGGAAUCACCGAUUGAGGAGGAAAAGGUUUGAAGACGAGGCCUGUCUGUUGGUGAGGAGGUAUCAAUAUUCUGAUUUACACACAGGAACCUGAUGAAAAUGUAUGAACAAACAUCUGUCUCCACAAUGAAGAGGACACCUUUCAACCACAACAAGUCAGGGAAGAAGUUGGAAGAGAUCAUUUCAGGAGAGAAAGCGGGGGAUUUGAACUCCUCCGUCGUCGUCCUGGUUUCUAGGACAAAAAUAUCCUCAAAGAAAUUCCAUCCAAUGACGUGUGUUAAGACCAUGAAGCGGACGAACCCUGGUGCAGAGGAAACACCUCCAAUUCUGAUCCCAGAGAAAACUCCUCUGUUGGUUUUUAUUCAUGAAGACAAUACACACAAUCAACCUGCGUUCGACUUGGUCUUCAAUAUUUGAUCAUGAAAACACCCCGAGGCUCCUGACACUCUCACAUCACUCUUUGUCUUUUUCAUCUCCGUCAGACGGAGCCGCAGGCUUUUAAUAAUUGAAUUAAUUACAAUGACAACGUUGUGUGUCCUCGUCUGAUUGUAACAGGAUCAGUGGGACGAUAAGAGCUGGUGUCAGGCUCUGAGCUGCGGCAGAAGAACCCACGCGUCUGUUCCCGCCCACAGUCACUGACACGAACACCACUGACACUGCAGGGUCUGUUUUUAACUGGGAAAAAAUUUAAAUCAGGAGAAAUGAACAGAUUUUCUUAAGAAAAUUGUAAUUAAAUCCAGUCAUGUGUUAUGUUAAUGAUUUAGCAUCGUCCUGGCUAAUUUGUAAGUAUUUUUGCUAAGCUUUAGCUAUAAUGUGUUUUUGUUCUUUGUUGGCUUAAAUUUAUUUAAUGUUUAAACCAAAGAUGUUUGUUUAAACCAAACAUCUUCUGAUUUGUAUUGGUUUUAUUGGUUAAAUUUACUCGUUUACGACCAUUGUUUUUACCCACUUUUGUCCACAGUGAUGCAGUGAGACAGAACUAGUCAGCUGUGCUGUGAUGGACUCUGACAGCCUUUGCUCAGUGGUUGUGUUGUGGGCUGCAGACCACGAUCACAGUCACAACCUGCUGUAGUAUCAGCUGCUUCUAAACGGUUCUGUCUAACUACUGAAACGUGUGUUAAGUUUGGACUCCAUUUUCCACACUUUUAUUUUGGGGUUCUGUGUUAAUUACCAAAGGGGAAUUAAUCUAGAUUGAACUCAUCUAUCAAAACGAUUAACACCAGAAGCUCUGAGAUGACUUUUUUAGUAAACUGUGGGAGUGCAGAAGUUUUGGUGCUUCGUCAGCGACAUUCUGGGUUUGGAUCCACUUCUACAAAGAUUGUUUUUUUUUAAAUAAAAACUGAAGAUUAGGGAUCCUUCGGUCUACGAACAGAUCUGUUUAGAAGAGAUCGGACGUCCAGCCGUGAAGAAAGUGUUCGUCUGAGUGACAGACGACCACGUCCAAGGAUACACAGCAGACAGUCACUGUAAUGGACUGUGAUUAAAGAACUGAUGAGUGGAACUAACGAGGCCUUUAAUGAUCCAAAGACAAAGAGGACAACGGGAACGACUGGACACCUGUAACGACCACAGGCACGGGCUGGACGUGGUGACACAGAUCAGUGUGUUUAACAGCAGCAGCAAGUCUUCAACAACAGGAGGACAGGAAGUUACUUCUCCGACAGCUGCCCUCUACUGGCAAGAGGUUCAGUACAGAUAUUUUUAAUUUUAACUACUGUAUGUGGAGAUCUAUGAACGCAGAGGCACUCACAUCAGCAACGACCUCAAAUGGAAAACAAAUGCAGAUCAAAUCCACAAAAAAGCCCAGCAAAGACUCUUCCACCUCCAACAGCUCAAGAAGAUCAGAGUGAAACCUCAUCUCCUGUUAAAAGGAAGAUGGGUGAUGAUGGUAACAGUUCUGGACCUGAAAAGAUAUCCUAGCAAGUAAGAGUAGUUGCGGCAGCCAUUGGAUCUCCAAGUGGAAAUCACGUUUUUUCAAGAGACUUUUUGCUCUAAGCGGAGACUUCCUUUGUUCAAAGACUCUUUCAGUUUAAUAAGUAUUGGUACAGUAUUCAUUACCGACUGAUCCUGCAAUAAACUUUUGGACAGCGCUUCUGUCUUCGUGUGUUGCAUUUGGGUCCAAAAGUCCAACAUUCCUGACACUGAAUGUUGUUGAUAUUUUCCACAAAAACUUACAUGUAGAAGUCUUUUUUUUUAAAAUAAAACGCAGAGGGUUCAAAUUCAAAGAACCUAAUAGUACAGAAUAAUCCAGUAGCAACAGGCAUGUAAUGGACGUCAAGGACAUCACAGGCACCAAAGACAUUGUGGGGUAAUACACAACCAGGCUGCAGGUCGACAGAAACUGUUGUUAUUUGACAGUUGCUGUUGAACAUCAAGAAAGCUUAACUGAUUGUUAUUUGGCAGUUGCUGUUGAACAUCAAGCAAGCUGUGUUUUCGAUGGAUCCUCCAGUUGACUUAGGUAAACCUGCUCAACCUGACAAAGUCCUCCCAGGAUCCUACCUCCAUUCUGGAUCCUCAACCUACCGUGUAGAGGCCUUCCUGGGACAAGGCACUUAUGGCAUAGUGUCAAAAUGUCUGAGACUGGAGGACAAGCAGACAGUUGCCAUCAAGUUGCUGAGGAAGUACGGCCCCUAUCUAAAGCAGGCCAAAAUGGAGCUGGCUGCUUUGAACAAGCUGAAGAAUCUGGACGCAGACAAAUGCAACCUUGUCCGGUGGCAUCAGGUCUUCACCGACAGAGGGCAUGUUUGCUUGGAGUUUGAGCAUCUGGACAAGAGUCUUUAUGACUUAAUGGCGGAGAGGAGUGGCCGUUCAAUGCCGUUAAAACAGAUCAGACCACUAGUUUACCAGCUGGCAGUGGCACUGACUCAUCUGAAGGCUCAAGGUAUCAUUCACGCAGAUUUGAAGUUAGAAAAUGUGAUGUUGGUCAACCACAUUCAGCAGCCCUUCAGAAUCAAGUUGAUUGACUUCGGCCUGGCCCGUCUAACAACAGAAAUAAAAAUAGGGUCCUAUAUUCAAAGCCGGCCAUAUCGAUCUCCAGAGAUCCUACUUGGCCUGCCAUUCACAGAGGCCAUUGAUAUCUGGUCUCUUGGCUGCUUGGCUGCUGUUCUCUACCUGGGCACCCAGCUCUAUCCUGGGAAAACAGAGUACCUCAUGAUGACUUACAUUGUGGAGACCCAGGGUCAGCCUGCAGACCACAUUCUCUCCCGUGGACGCAAGACUAAACGUUUUUUCCAACGAGUCACAAGCUCCACCAGCUCCACCAGCUCCACCAGCUCCAGGAUGCUCCACCUUGACCCUUCCGAACGCCUCACACCCAGUCAGGUGGUUGAGCAUCAGUUUAUAACGAUGCAACAUCUCCACAGCAUGAUCCCCCUCAGCUUUGAAGUGAGAUCCAACUUUCACCUCAUGGACCAGUUUAAAAAAAGAACUGUGGUCAGUGAAAAGGAUGAAACACUGCAGCAGCCGUCCUCUACCAGGACUGUUCUUGUCAAAAAGAACUGUCAUCCCAACACCAAAAGUAGCUGUGUUUGGACCAACGCUUUUUCCAAGGCCACAAGGACUGAUGAGUCACUGCUUACGGUAAAAGCCACCUUUCCCCCCUUUAAAAGGAAGAUGGCUGAUGAUGGCAACGAUUCUGGACCUAAAAAAAGUCGUACUGACUAUCGUGCCUUACCUGUUAAAAGGAAGCUGGCUUAUGAUAGCAACGAUUCUGAUCCUAAAAAGCGUCGUAUUGACUAUGGUGCCGUCACUGUUAUAAGGAAGCUGGGUGAUGAUGAAGACAGUUCUGGACCUAAAAAGAGUCGUACUGACUAUCGUGCCUUACCUGUUAAAAGGAAGCUGGCUUAUGAUAGCAACGAUUCUGAUCCUAAAAAGCGUCGUAUUGACUAUGGUGCCGUCACUGUUAAAAGGAAGAUGGGUGAUGAUGGAAGAUGGCUGAUGAUGGCAACAGUUCUGGACCUAAAAGGAUUCGUACUGACCAUAGUGCCUGGUUUACAAGUGGUAGAGCAGCUACUCCAAUGGAAGUGA